Molecule: messenger RNA, 2514 nt
Organism: Triplophysa dalaica
Lineage: Eukaryota; Metazoa; Chordata; Actinopteri; Cypriniformes; Nemacheilidae
Gene: slc22a7b.1
Product: solute carrier family 22 member 7b, tandem duplicate 1
Exons: 8
Coding region: 74-1426 (450 amino acids)
Biological process (GO): transmembrane transport
Cellular component (GO): membrane
Molecular function (GO): transmembrane transporter activity
Source: RefSeq, a predicted model, not a curated record
GUCCAUAACUCCCUACUUUUUCUGAAGCACAUCAUCAGGCUGAAGACUGAAAGUUGUUCUGAUAUCUUUAAAAAUGAAAUUUGAGAACCUGCUGGCUGAGGUGGGAGGAUUUGGAAAAUUUCAGAUCAUUAUGAUCGUUCUUUUGGUUAUUCCAAGAGUCACAUUACCGUUUCACUUCUUGUUAAACAAUUUUAUAGCUGCCGUCCCAUCUCACCACUGUGACAUAAGCUCUUUGGAUGCUGAAGGGAUCUUCGGGAAUCUGAGUCGAGAGGAGAGGCUGACUGUCAGUAUUCCAAGACAGGAAGAUGGGACUCCUGCUUCCUGUCACAUGUUCUCUCAUCCUCAAUUUUACCUGCUGUCAAACUCAUCUAGCAGCACAUAUCUUCCCCUGGUGGAGUGUCAGAAUGGAUGGGAGUAUGACAACAGCACAUUUAAGUCCACCCUGGCUACAGAGUUUGAUCUGGUGUGCGACAGGAGAGGUCUGAAUAAAGCCUCGGCCACCAUCUUCUUCAUUGGUGUGAUGGUUGGAGCAGCAUUUUCUGGCUGGCUGAGCGACAGAUAUGGUAGGAAACCCAUGCUGAUGGUGUCUUACCUUGUAACCGCUACCUUUGGUGUAGCCAGUGCAUUCUCUCAGUCCUUCAUCAUGUUUGCUAUUAUGAGGUUCUUCACUGGAAUGGGCCUUACUGGCAUCAGCAUCAUCAGCUAUGUUCUGUGUGUAGAAUGGGCUGAUAUUGAGCACAGGACAUUGGCUGGAGUUUUAAUCAGUCUUGACUGGUCUACCGGCACUAUGAUAUUGCCUGGCAUUGCGUAUUUUGCCAAUGACUGGAGAACUCUGGUUCUCGUGGUAACAGCUCCUCUUGGACUGGCUGUGAUCACAUGGAGGUGGAUCCCAAUGUCUGCGCGAUGGCUGGUUGUCAAUGGAAGGCUGGAUGAUGCUCAUCUUUAUCUAAGCAAAUGUGCCUCAUUUAACAAAAGAGAAAAUAGCCUCAAAGAUAUUCAACCACAGUCCCUUGCUGCUGUAACAGUCGCUGAGAACAAAGGAAACAGAACAUACUCGUUUUUGGACCUGAUGAGAUCUCCCAAGUUGAGAAAACUGGCUAUUCUCUCAGGAACCACCUGGUUUGGAGUUGCUUUUACGUACUACGGUAUCAGUUUGAACAUAUCUGGCUUUGGACUGAACCUGUACCUAACGCAGUUUAUUUAUGGGGCAAUAGAGAUGCCAUCAAAACUGUUAGCCUAUCUGUGCCUAGACAAACUUGGCCGAAGGUACAGCCAGGUGGGGACACUGGUUACAACAGGGGUCUGCAUUGGCAUCACUAUCCUCAUUCCUAAAGUUGCACUCAGAAGUGAGUCAGAUUCUCCAGGUAUGCCUGUGCUUGUCUUCAGAUUUGUGGCUGCCUCGUACCAUCGUUGCAGUACUUGGUAAAGGAUUUUCAGAGGCCGCCUUCACUUGUCUUUUUCUCUAUACUACUGAGAUAUACCCAACUGUGUUACGGUAAGUGGAUUUCUGUCUUUUGAAGCGUAUGUAACACACUCAAUUUUUGCCAAUCUCAUAUGAAUCUUGAGUACCUAUAGAGUAGUAUUGCAUACUUCGUAUCUUUGAAAUGUCUUUAGUUUGAUCACAUUUAUAAAAGACAGAUACAGCUAUGUGAUUAUUUCCGAAAACAGACGACCUCAUGAACACGGAACUAAAGCACCGGCACAUCAUCGCAUGAUCCCUGCUUAACUGUUGAUUUACUUUAAGUUCAUGUGGUGUACCUUAUGCACCUAUAUGCGCCGAUUGCCAACAGAAUACAGAAAUAUAUCUCCAGUUCACUUACCGCAUCUUUUGCGCUUGUAGCGCUCCAUCUAUUAGUUUCAAACGAUCUGUAAGUCCAGCAUUAUAUCCACCGUUUAUAUAACAUUCCUCAUCGAGAACACAUUCAUGGGCUUGUUCAUUCUCCCACUCUCCAUGGUUGACAUAUAGGCGUGUUCUUUCGUCUCCCUCUCGUGGGUUGACGCUUGGGCAUGCUUUUCAGGGAGAAUUGUCCAAUAAUGAAUUGAAAUGAAAUGAAUUUUGUUUCGAAACGGAAUAUCAUGUUCGAUAAAAACUUUCCUAAACCUAUACGAACUCUGGGGGGGUGUAUCAAGCACAGAAAUACCACAUCAUACGUCCAACUUGUUUUUUGACAAGUUGCCAUGUCAAGCAUGAGAAGCCAGCACAUUUAACAUCAAGAAGUAAGAAUGCAUGAAACACCAUUGCACAUCCUCUUUAAAUACAAAUUUGCCCAGAAAUUUGAAUCUUUUCUUUUUUUAAUGUAAUAAUUUACAUCAUAAUCGUUGACAUUCCUAAAUGGUAUGCUGUAUUUACAAUCCACUUUUCUGAUCAUAGGCAGAAUGGAUUAGGCUACAGCUCAUUUGUUGGUCGUGUUGGUGUCUCUUUAGCACCUCUUGUUGGCCUCCUGGAUGAGGUCUGGCUUCCUCUGCCACAACUCCUGUUCUGCACUGUAGCCAUCAUUGUAGGCCUCCUUGCGU